CACAGACCCCUAUAGGUCUGUUGAAGACCAAUGUCUUCAAAAUAUUGAAUAUUGAAUAUUUUGACUGACCAUUUUCCUUGUGAAAAUGCAUUAAGAAUAGGUUCCUAUCAACAGAAAUGGCAGUAAGUCAGUCUUAAUCUCUUUUAACUCAUGGCAACAAAUACAGCAUUACAUUUUCACUGAAGCAAGACUUAAAAUACAGUGUUCUAGUUCAAUCAUUUGUGUUUUGGGACUUUUGCAUAGUUUCAUAGUUUGAGUGCAAUGGCUGCGAAUGAAAAGAUGCUUCUUACAACAGGUUGCGUAGGUAAGUGUGUGUGUGUGUGUGUGUAUGUGUGUGUGUGUGUGAGUGAAAGCGUGCAUUUAUUGUUGGUGUCAAGUUUCAAACAAGGGUUUCAUCACAAGGUUUUGUGCAGGAGUAGCAGGCGGUGCAGUCACGCUUCGUCACUGCUUGUGUCUGGAAGAGCUGUUGCCAUGGCAAUCAUGGACAACAGCGUUACUUGUCUCUUGUGUUUUGUUAUGAGAAGCCAUAAGCAGAUUCUGUUGUGGACACUUGGCCAUGGUGGUCAUUUGGUUUUAUUUGCAGUUAAAUUGUGGUUUGAUGGGCACAUGCACCGCAAAGACUGUUUCGACUGGCAUCAGGAGUGUGUUGGGGCUCUGCACGUUUCCUCUUCCAAUCACGUUCCUCAGAUGUUUUUCACCACUCUCUGAUCCUUUCAUUCUAUUUUAUCACCAUAAAUAAAACACGCAGUGCUAAACUGUUCAAAGUAGAGCGAGGGUGCCUCAGUAACUCCUCCUCAUACAAAAACAGUUAAAAUUAAAAGCACAAAAGUUUCUUUGGAGGUAGGUUGCUCCACAUGUGUCCUAUGGAUUAAGACUGUCUCUCAGAGUCUGAUGUUGAUGUUGGGAACCAAUCACAUGUGCUCCUGAUAGUACUGCAUGAUAAAUAACAAUCUAUAGUGCCUUAAGCUCAGUGCUGUAUGUCCACCCUGUUUUGUCCCCAAAUCAUUGUCUAACAUCCUCCUUCCUUCCUUCCUCUCCAUGUGUUACAUUUUUGUUUCCCACCUACUUUUCCCCCCAAAAGACCCGUUUGCUCCUUCGGACGGUGGCACCAACGCAGCGUCGUCAGGUCUAGACCUUUUCGGCAUGAUGGCAGUGGAGAACAAUGAACCGGCUAGUUCGCUGGACGCCUGUUUUAUCUCUGUGGUGCCCUCCCCCUCCCCUUCCCCUUCACCACUCUUCACCUCCUCAUCCAGCACCAUCACCACCACUGCAACCAUUUCAGCUCCCAUAGCCUCCGGCGCCGCCAACCCUGCAACUGACCUUUUCAGCGAUAUCUUUGACUCCAUGCCAGACUCAACCUUCUCCAAAGCAGACCCCGCCCCCAGUGCUGACUUGUUUUCAGCAGCGGAUGUGUUCGGCUCCCCUGCCCCCAUCCUCUCCUCAGCACCCAUUCCCAAAAUUGACACAGGAGCCAUCAUGAACCUGUUUGGUGUGUGAAGCCGAAGGCUGAUUAUUACUUCUUUGCCCUCAUGCUGCGAUGGAAAUGGCUCAACCUACCUGAACCUGGCGUGGAAACGGUUUGGUUAUUUUUGGGUUCAGAGUCCACAGGAGGAGACGCCCCGGC
This is a messenger RNA of Mugil cephalus (flathead mullet), 1624 nucleotides long. Its product is annotated as clathrin coat assembly protein AP180. Lineage: Eukaryota; Metazoa; Chordata; Actinopteri; Mugiliformes; Mugilidae. Bases 1039 to 1497 code for a protein of 152 amino acids. The record is from RefSeq and is a predicted model, not a curated record. The transcript has 4 exons.